Arabidopsis thaliana (thale cress) is the source of this 1313-nucleotide messenger RNA. RefSeq names its product Late embryogenesis abundant protein (LEA) family protein. The transcript has 2 exons. The coding region runs from base 101 to 1096 and encodes 331 amino acids. The record is from RefSeq and is marked reviewed. NCBI's taxonomy places the organism in Eukaryota, Viridiplantae, Streptophyta, Magnoliopsida, Brassicales, Brassicaceae.
GAGAGAUUACGGAUCCAAAACUUCAGAAAACUAGAUUUUGUAAAGCUAAAUUAAGCAGAAGAAGAAGAAGAAGAAGAAAUUGUUUUUGUGAUUGAUUAAUAUGGCGGCUAUGCAGUUAACGAGAACGGUUUUCUUCGGGAUCUCGAAGGCUUUCCCUAAAAGCCAAGCUCCUAGAACUCUUGCGGUAGCGAUUGGUCGGAAAAGCUCUCGUGUCUUUUUUGCAUCGUCGGUUAACCAUUCUAAGGGAAGAUAUGAUCCAGUAGAGAAAGCGAGAGACUCGAGGGCCGACUUGGCAUAUGAUUCGAAAAAAUGGAGAGAAGAAUCAGGAGAAUACGCAGAAGCAGGUAAAGGGAAAGCCCACAAGACAAAAGAGGAAGCUAAGGACAAAGCUUACGAUAUGAAAGAGAGAACGAAAGAUUAUGCUGAACAAACUAAGAAUAAAGUGAAUGAAGGAGCAAGCAGAGCAGCUGAUAAAGCCUAUGAGACGAAAGAGAAGGCCAAGGACAAAGCCUAUGAUGUGAAAGAGAAGACGAAAGAUUACGCAGAAGAGGCCAAGGAUAAGGUGAAUGAAGGAGCUAGUAGAGCUGCUGAUAAAGCUUACGAGACAAAAGAGAAGGCUAAAGACAAAGCCUAUGAUGUGAAAGAGAAGACAAAAGAUUUUGCGGAAGAAACUAAGGAGAAAGUGAAUGAAGGAGCGAGUAGAGCAGCAGAUAAAGCUUAUGAUGUGAAGGAGAAGACAAAGAAUUAUGCGGAACAAACAAAAGAUAAAGUGAAUGAAGGAGCGAGUAGAGCUGCGGAUAAAGCUGAAGAGACAAAAGAUAAAGCAAAGGACUAUGCAGAGGACUCAAAGGAGAAAGCAGAGGACAUGGCUCAUGGGUUUAAGGAAAAGGCUCAAGAUAUUGGGGAGAAGACUAUGGAUACUGUGAAAGAUGUGUGGGAGACGGCGAAGAGCACGGCUCAGAAGGUGACUGAGGCUGUGGUUGGGUCCGGUGAGGAGGCGGAUAAGGCUAGGGAUGAUGUUGAUAAGGGCUUGGAAGAUUUGUCGAAAAAGGCGAAGGAAAAUCGAAAUAAGGAUGAUGAUUUCAAGAGGUUCUAAAUUUACUGAUCAUCUUGUUACCUUUUCUCUUUUGUUGUUAUUUUACUAUAGGUGGUGUUUCAUCUUUCUAUGUUUUAAAAGCUCUGUUUGAGAAACUUUUAUAGUAGGGUAUUAAAGGUUUUAUCAAACAUUCCUUUGGCUUUGAGGUUGAUGUGUAAAAAUAAGCUAAGAUCAGAAAGAUAUCUUCAAAGUAAAGAUGGCGCUUCAUCGUUCCAUC